Molecule: messenger RNA, 3214 nt
Organism: Pecten maximus
Lineage: Eukaryota; Metazoa; Mollusca; Bivalvia; Pectinida; Pectinidae
Exons: 5
Coding region: 82-630 (182 amino acids)
Source: RefSeq, a predicted model, not a curated record
ACAUGCAAGCGUUCAGUUGUCUUAUCAAGAGAGAGAGUAACAUUAUUCCGUCACCGAAAAAAACACCGCUCUACCCGCAGGAUGACGACUCCGUGCUUGGACGAUAUCAUGAAUGGAUUUGAUUACGAAGGAAUCAGAAAUAGGGAAACAUUGAAAGAAGUGGUGCGAGAACUUCGAAGACAUCUAGUUAGAUAUUUUGAGACACAACUAUCACCAGAAAAACAUACAUGGGGAGCGUUCUUGAACAUCAUCAAAGCCAUGACAGCAAUCCCACUGUCUGCUUUGGAAAAGACAGAAGAUAUUGCAGACAUUAUGAAUAUAUUAAAGACCAAAACAAUUCGCAAACGCCGCUUUCAACCUUAUUCCUGUCUAAUGAAAAGUGUCAAACAGAUUGAUAGCCAGUAUGCGAAAAGUGUUGGUCCGCUUUACAAUAAAAUUGUAAUGUUGGACAAGCAGUACGUGGCAAGUGUGAAGGUUGAAAUGGCGUCCCAUAUGGACAACUAUCAAAUGACCAAGGACCCGGUCGGACGAUUGCCGAUCACAAACAGACACUCUGGGUUUUACUCGGAUGAUGACACUAGCUCAGAGGAAGACGAAAGAGGAGGGGAACGAAUUCGACGUGGGUCUUAACCAAUAAAUUCAGAGACCAUUCCAUAGCAGGAUAGAGAUGAAAAGAUGUCACACCUGCUGAAAUAAGAUCAUUGGGUGUAUAUGGCAGUAUUUGAAUCUAUGACAGGUGUAAAAUAUUUCCAACCACUGAAGAAUAUAACAAUAAUCAGCAGAUUAACUACAUAUAUGACUACUUAACAACAUUGAUCAUUCUAGAGAGCAACUGACCUAUUCUUUAUCGCCUUUAGUUCAUAGUUGACCGUCGUGCGUCAACCAUCAGUAAACAAUUUACCUUUUUGACUUCUCAGAAACCCCUGAACCAAUUUCAUUGCCAAAGGUCAAUCAAAACUAUGAAAAAUAUAUGCUCCCCCACCCCAGGGACCUGAGGGCGGGAAAAAGGGGGUCAAAUUGACGGUACUUUGAAAGAAUUUCUCAAGACUCAUAUAAGAUAGAAUCCAAUACUCUUCAUAAAUGAAAGGCUCUUAACAUGCUUUACCAAAAUUGUAAAUUUGAUGACCAUCGGGGCUCACGUACCCCCUAGGCAGAUAUAUAUAAAGAUGUAAGAUUAAGAAGAACUUAGCAAUAGUUUAUAUAGGGAAAAUACAAUUAUCGAAAUAAUACAAACUUAGCUAGAAUUAUCAGUAUGACAUGACAUAAUUUGUUUAACUACCAUAGGAAUCAUAACAAUCUUAGAAUUAUUAAUAUUGGUAAGAUGGCACUGAUUCACCCCAGGGCUGAUGGGCGGAGCUAAAAAGGGACAAAAUAAUUAAAAAUAUUUCACAAAUCAGGUUUCCGUUACGACCCAUGGGCCUCCUGUUAAUACAUUUGUAUAUAUAUAUCUGUGACAAACGUAAUUGUUAUUUUAGUUUGUGUUAGGAGAACCCCGUCAUUUACACAGUGCUUUAAAAAUCACUGACAUAGAUGAGGUAUAUCGUAUCAAAGGAUUUUAGAUAACGUUUAUCUCACCCCGGCUUGAUAGACAAAGAAAUAUCUGUCCCAAAAAUAAGAUUUUAGCACGAGGCUUUGUUGAGUAAUAAACUUCAAAAAUCUGAUACCGAGACUGCGAUAUUUCUAUAUCUAUCUUUUACAAGAGGUUAGCCCUAAGCAUUAUAUCAAUAUAAAACACAUAAAAUUAAGAUAUGACUUUAGUGUCCUAAACUAUGCAUAAUUUAGAGUAAAUUAUGGGGAAGAAAGCUGGCCUGCUUUUUUCAUUCUCAUUUUUAGAAUUCUAUUAUGUUCUUUGUAUUGAUAUUGUACUAUAUUUAACAUAUACAUUGUAGUUGUGUUUUCCUGAGAGGCAUCUUAAUUUGAAUCUUGGCCAGAGAUUGUCCUUCCUUAGUUUAUUUAAAAGAUCCAAUGCAACUAACCAUGAUACAAAUUAUGUUUUAUAUAUAUAUAUUUUUUUUUUCUGAGAGUCGUUUAGGUUCAACUAUUUUUGUAAAAGUGAUUGCCCUUAUAUGUUUAUCUCCGUAGAUUCUCACCCUCAGAUUUCAACCAAUUUCUUUCAAUUUUGUUGACAUUGUGUUGACAUGAAAUUGUACUUUCCAAUAAUUAAUUAUGCAUUGUUUUCACUAGAUAUAGUCAUGCAUUUCGUUUUAGCAUGGGUAGGGUGUAUAUUGUCCAAUAUUCAAAUUGAUUUAUGUAUUGGAGGAUGUUCUAAAUACAUUGUGUACGGUCGCAUUGAUUCUUUAUAAGUCACUGUCAUCUUACAUCGUCCGUAUACGUUUCCUUUCAUAACGUUACUUCUAUAUUCCAAAUCGGGUUUUAACCGAGUUUGGUCUGAAGCAUAUUUAUUAACAUAAAUAAGGCUGAUUAGACUCAUGGAGACUGAGUGGUGGGACCUCAAAGGGGGAACUUAUCUGAAAUGUUGCUAUCUUCUGAAACAUCAAAUGGUUACACUACAUACAACAUACUGUAUAAGUUUGGAUACUUUGAAAAGAAAUAUCAUAUAGAUUCUUAUCAAACGACUCAAAAUUGAUUAACCUGUUCAGAGUGUUGUUAUUUAUGUAUAGGGUGUAUAUACAUGUAUAUUUGUUUUUUGUGCGUGUGUGUCUUUAUUUUGAAGAGCAAAGCUAUCGGACACUUACUUAUUUCGAACAAAACAUUUGACAUUAAUAUUAUACACGUUCUCGUAUUAAAUUGACAACCACUUCCCGAUGUUACACUCGGUAAGGACGAGGUGUCAAACGGUUGUAACCAGAAGUAAAUGCCUGUGUUUAUCUGGUAUUAUCAAAAAAAAAUGGAGAAUAUUAUAAUAUAUAAUGUUUUGUUCUAAAUGAAAAUCCACUGUUCAAGCAAUUACAAAGACACGGAACAGAGCAUGCUGUUGUUCAAGAUCUAUGACGAUACCAUGUUGUGCCUUGAAUGGAUGCACAGUUCGCAUUAUUAAGAAUGUUUUAUUUUUGUAAAUAUUGUGGAGAAUAACUGUGUUAUCGAAUGACGGAAAUAUUUUCGACUUCGUCAAGUUAAUGAUACCAUACAAUUUAUGCAAUGUUGAGUCUUUAGAAGGUUUGUACGUUGGAAGUCAAUAUUAUGUGAUACUCUCUGAAAAUCCCAUAUUCAGACUCAUGUGAAUUUUCUCUAAUAAAUAUUUUAACACGGAUAA